Molecule: messenger RNA, 925 nt
Organism: Meriones unguiculatus (Mongolian gerbil)
Lineage: Eukaryota; Metazoa; Chordata; Mammalia; Rodentia; Muridae
Product: protein phosphatase 1 regulatory subunit 14B-like
Exons: 1
Coding region: 312-644 (110 amino acids)
Biological process (GO): innate immune response; regulation of phosphorylation
Cellular component (GO): cytoplasm
Molecular function (GO): protein serine/threonine phosphatase inhibitor activity
Source: RefSeq, a predicted model, not a curated record
UUUGUUUUGUUUUGUUUUGUUUAUAUCUAGACACUAGAGUCAGGCAUGAUUAAAUCAAAUGCAUAUUGUUUUUACUUGACACUUUACUUUCAUCAACUUUUAAAUCAAUUGAACACACAUAUAUAUGUGUGUAUAUAUAAUAUAUAUUACACAUAAAACGAAUAAGAAAAAGUUGGUAUGGUGAAUGUUACUGAUAUAUUUUAAAAAGAAAAACAACAAAAAUGAGAAGUCCUAGUUUUCUGAAAAGAUAGAGAAGACAGGGCUAAAGAAUGCUUGUUUAAAAAGGUAUUUGAGGAAGCCGGGGGCUCCGCAUGCUGCAGCUGCCCCGGCGCGGAGACAGUGGCCAGGCGCCAGCCUGGCAGGCAGCUGGGAGGCGGCAGCGCAGGGAGGGGCCUGGUGAGAUGGCAAGGGAAGGUCACCGUCAAGUAGGACCGCAAGGAGCUAUGGAAGCGCCGCCUCAGCCUGGAGAUCCGGAGCUCCACAUGGAUGUGGAUGAACUCUUGGACAUGGAAAGUGAUGACACCCGGGCUGCUAGAGUCAAGGAGCUGUUAGUUGACUGUUACAAACCCGCUGAGCCCUUCAUCCCUGGCCUGCUGGACAAGGCCCCGGGCAUGCAGAAGCUGAGCACACCUCAGAAGAAGUAAGGGUCCUGACUCAGAUGGCCGCGGCUUCCACAGCACAGUCGCUGACCCCCAACCUCGUAGCAACAGCAAUACCAGGGGACCCUGCAGCCAGGCCUGGUGCUGUGAGCAGGGAUCCCUAUGCCCCUGCCCAGAGGUCACUUUCCUUGCCCCCAGUUUUCCAUUUUGGGGUUUUUUUUAUUGUUAUUAAACUGAUGGGACUUUUUGUGUUUUUAUAUUGACUCUGUGGUCCAGGCCCUUUAAAUAUAAAAGCUAGGAUAUGCCUUUGGAGCAGCUAAAAAAAA